This is a messenger RNA of Cherax quadricarinatus, 6953 nucleotides long. RefSeq names its product Utx histone demethylase (gene Utx). The record is from RefSeq and is a predicted model, not a curated record. Gene Ontology annotation, cellular component: MLL3/4 complex. Gene Ontology annotation, molecular function: histone H3K27me2/H3K27me3 demethylase activity; protein binding; RNA polymerase II cis-regulatory region sequence-specific DNA binding. NCBI's taxonomy places the organism in Eukaryota, Metazoa, Arthropoda, Malacostraca, Decapoda, Parastacidae. Gene Ontology annotation, biological process: regulation of gene expression.
GUCCUGCAGCGCUCACUCAGCGUGUACUUGUAAAGUUGUUCUGGUGCAGUGUAGAUGUGCUCUCCGUAAAGAGUUCCCAGUGAAUAUGAGUGAUUUACCUUUACAGUGAGUGUAUCUUAUCCAUAUGGAACCACAGUUAAGUGCUUAAACGGUGCCCAAGAUGGAGGUAACGGAGACGACGGAGGAAAUAAACUUGACACCUCAAGAGUUGCAAGUUCUGGCGGAACUUGACAGUCGCAAGUUUGGAUUCGUAAAACUGAGCGAGGCGGUGAACAGCAAGAAGCGCGCGCUGGUGCUGAAGGCUGUGCGCUACCUCGAGUCCCUCAUCAUCCACGCCAACAACAACAAAAACAUCAACAAUAACAACAACACCAACAAUAAUAAUAACAACAACAACGAUGGCGGUACGGAGAUCGACUCCAAGAGGUGUGCCUUAUCCCCCACCACUACCACCACCACUACUAUCAUCAUCAAGAAGGAGUCAGACCUCUCCACCAACAUCGCCACCACCACCUCCAACAACCACCCUCCCUCAGACACUACCCUCCUCGAUACCAUCUCUUCCCAAGAGGAUGAGGAUGACGAUAGUUCCUCCGGCAGAAUCAACACCUCCACCACCACUAGCACGACCUCCCACACACACAAUGCCAGCGACACCGCCAUCAGCAUCGAACCCAGGACCUACUGCAAGCUCGGUCACCUCCACCUGCUUCUCGAGGACUACCCUAAAGCGAUGUCAGCGUACCAGAAGUUCUACAACCUGCGUACCAACGAUUACUGGAAGGACGCUGCCUUCCUCUACGGCCAGGGACUAGUCUAUUUCCACUUCAACGCCUUCCAGUGGGCUAUCAAGGCAUUUCAACAAGUAUUGUACAUCGAACCUGGUUUCAGUCGAGCCAAUGAAGUUCAUCUCCGCUUGGGGUUAAUGUUUAAAGUCCAAAGUGACUAUGAAUCAUCACUGAAACACUUCCAAUCAGCAUUAAUUGAUGCUGGUCCAGCAUCAUUUUCUAAACUUGAAAUUCAAUUCCAUGUUGCUCACUUGUAUGAGCUUCAAAACAAGCACAGAGCUGCUCGAGAAGCAUAUGAAAACCUGCUAAAAGAGCCAGAUCUUCCCAACCACCUCCGUGCAGACAUCCAGCGCCAACUAGGAUGGAUGUACCAUACUGUUGAAAGUUUGGGAGAGAAAUCAUACAGGGAACUCACUGCCGUACAAUAUCUGCAAAAGUCUAUUGAAGCUGACCCUAAGAGUGGACAAAGUUUGUACCUACUUGGUCGCUGCUACUCUGCCCUUGGAAAAGUACAUGAUGCAUUUAUAGCAUACAGAAACUCUGUUGACAAGUGUGAGGGCAAUGCUGAUACUUGGUGUUCUAUAGGAGUGUUAUACCAGCAACAAAAUCAGCCUAUUGAUGCUCUACAAGCUUACAUUUGUGCAGUACAAUAUGACAAAGGUCAUACAGCAGCUUGGACUAAUCUAGGCAUACUGUAUGAAACUUGCAAUCAGCCACGGGAUGCUCUAGCCUGUUAUAUGAAUGCAACACGUGGUAGCAAUAAACCUGUGAACCCCAACCUUGCGCCACGCAUAAAAUUUCUCCAACAGCAACUUGCAAAUGCUCCCAUGCCGAGUGCAGUAAACAAGCCUCGGCAACUGCUGAGCAUUGAGGAGGCUUGGAACCUACCUGUUACAACAGACAUGUCCAAUAGGCAACAGGGCCAAAGCCAGGGGCAGCAGGUGUCUGGUCAGCAAAGAUCAAUAGCAGCUGGGGCCAGUAAUUUCCAAAAGUAUGGCCAGCAAUUUGGCCCUGCAGGCUCAGCAGGGCCACCACCACCUUACCCAGCAUCUGGUAAUGAUGCCAAGCGGUUUAAGCCUGAUUUGGCUGGAGAUCAGCAACGACCACACUUCUACCUCAAUCAGCAACAGAUGCAAGUAUUGCAUUAUCAGCAGCAGAAUCAAGCCAAUUUAACACCACAGCAGCAGCAGCAACUACAACAGCUGCAACAGAAUUACCGUCUCAUGCAGCAGCAUCAGAUGAAAAUGCAUCAGCAACAGCAAAUGCAGCAGCAGACGGUUGUGCAGGGCCCGCAGGUAUCGCCAAGCCUUGGUCAACCUCCCAGUUUUGUUCAAGGUGGGCAGAUGGCUCGUCCUGGGCAGCCUGCUGGUGUUCCAAACUAUACACAACCAGCAACAAAUGGGGUAAACAGAGGAUUUGUAACCCAGAGACCUCAGACACCCACUACCAAUUAUAAUCAACCUAAUCAAGCAUAUUCUCAACCUUCCUCAACUGGUGGAUACAUUACCCAAAAUCAAUCAUAUACCAAUGGGGGAGUACCAACAACUUCUGCUAGUUAUGGUUUUAAUAAUGGCUACAAUAACAGUAACCUGAAUGAGGCAUUACCCAAAGACUUAAGUGGUAUUACACCAGAAACAACAGUCAGUGACCAAGAACUCCAGGAGCUUAAGGAACUCAUUAGUCAAAAGGAGUUCACAACAUCACUUGCAGAAGAUUUAUUGAAUCGUUUAGCUCAAGGGGAAGAUGUAAUCGAUGAAUUAGCAAAGGCCGGUGAUGUUGGUCCAGAAGUAGCCCUGCCCAAUACCCAAUUCUCUACCACCACCACUUCUCCAUCCACAACAUCUGCACCAACUUCUGCAUCCACUUCUACCACAUUACAGUCGGGCAUCACAUACAUCAAACAAGAACUUCCUGAUACUAAAGUAUCACAUCAGAAUAUUUCACCCGAAACAAAACCUCGUUUAACUAACAUGAGGCUUUGUGAAAUUAAAGUUGAGCCUACAGCUGAACCUGUGUUCUCAAUCAACAUGAGUAGUGCAGAUAUUAUGAGUGGAUGCAAGGGUCGAGGAGCUAGUGUCCGUAAUACGAGUAUGGUUUCAGACAAGCAGCUACCUCCAGCAUUGCCAGAGCCCCCUAAAGUAAAACUGAACAAGGAGCAGCUUUUACCGAAUACACCUUCAGUACUUUUAGACAACAAAAAACUAGCCUUCUCACCACAGUUGCAAGAGUUUUGUCUUCAGCAUCCAAUAGCUGUUGUGCGAGGCUUGGCAUCUGCACUUAAAUUAGAUUUGGGGCUCUUUUCUACAAAAACUUUAGUUGAAGUAAAUCCAGAACAUUCAGUUGAGGUACGAACUCAGUUGAAGCAAGAUGCAGAUGAGAAUAUCGAUUCUGCAACUGAAGCUAAAAUAUGGCCCUGUGCCAGUCACCGUUCUCACACCACAGUUGCAAAAUAUGCCCAGUAUCAAGCAUCUAGUUUUCAAGAGAGCCUGAAAGAAGAACAAGACAGAAUUGCAGCAGGUGCACCAAAGACUGAUGACAGUAAAAAGAAAAAAGUGCAAAAAAUGAUAAAGUUUGGCACGAAUGUUGACUUGUCCGAUGAAAAGAAGUGGCGUGCACAGCUACAGGAACUAAUGAAGCUGCCAGCAUUUGCAAGAGUAGUUUCUGCGGGAAACAUGCUCUCUCAUGUUGGGCAUUCCAUCCUGGGCAUGAAUACCGUGCAACUUUACAUGAAGGUUCCUGGUUCACGAACACCUGGUCAUCAAGAAAAUAAUAAUUUUUGCUCCAUCAAUAUCAAUAUUGGACCAGGAGAUUGUGAAUGGUUUGGUGUUCCUGAUGCUUACUGGGGAGUCAUCGCAAACCUAUGCGAGAAAAACAGAACAAACUAUCUUCACGGUUCAUGGUGGCCAGAUUUACAAGAGUUAUAUGAUGAAAAUGUACCAGUGUAUCGUUUUCACCAAAAACCAGGAGACAUGGUUUGGGUUAAUUCAGGUUGUGUUCACUGGGUCCAAGCUGUAGGUUGGUGUAAUAACAUUGCCUGGAACGUGGGUCCUCUUACUGCACGUCAGUAUAUCCUGGCUUUGGAGAGAUAUGAGUGGAAUAAAUUACAGAGCUUCAAGUCCAUUGUUCCUCUGGUUCAUCUGUCAUGGAAUUUGGCCAGAAAUAUAAAAGUAUCUGACCCUAAGCUCUUUGAGGCAAUCAAGGGCUGUCUGAUGCGUUCAUUUCGUCAAGUCUGCUUAUCUUUAGACUUUGUUAAGAUGUGUGGCUUGGAGACUAAGUUCCAUGGACGAACCAGAACUGAUGCAUCUCACUAUUGUGGUGUUUGUGAAAUUGAGGUAUUUAAUGUGCUGUUUGUCAAGGAACAAGAAAGACGGCAUGUUGUGCAUUGCAUUGACUGUGCCCGACGCCAGGCUCCACGACUUGAAGGUUUUGUUGUUUUAGAGGAAUACCACUUGAAUGACCUUUGUCAGGUUUAUGACAACUUCAUAUUACACUCGGUUCAGGGACAGACGUUACCAGGCCAAGCCCCAACACCACCCCCUACCUCCUCAACUCCAACACCCAUCACGUGACCUAACCCAGUCCUAGUGGCCACCUCGUUGUGUUCAUUGUGACAUGGGGUGGCUCCUAGCCAGACAGUUCUUAUCUCUUGUGAAGAAUAAGGUGACUGUCCCUGCUUUUAUACACAGGUGUAAAACCACAAGAGACAGCAAGUGUUAGUGAGCAGCAGUGUUACUGUGGAAAGAUAUGAUUAUUUGCUGCAAGUAGCAUUAAGUUAUAAAUAAGAAUUUACGUCACUGCCAGUGCACCUUCCAGAGGCCUUUUCUAUUAUUGACUCAUUGUAGUCACGGUGGCCGUAUUUUUCACACCCAAAUUCUUGGAAGCUAUUGCAGUGAAAAAAUGGGCAUUACAAGAAAAAUGCUGCCGAGACAUGAAUGAAUGGAGAGUGUUUUAGUUGUGUGUGUGUUGUAAAGGAGCACCUAGAAAUGCUGCUUCAAGUUCUACCACUCUCCAAGGCAUAUUGAUAUGAUCUCAUAGAACUCAAGGACACAGGGAAAAAGCAACACUAACGUUUGGAGAGUAAUAAUGGGCAUGUUUGUGUGUGUGUGAAGUCAUUCAUUGUGAUGGACUUGCAAUUGUGCCAGAACUAGAGCUAUUGCAGGACCCACCAUGUAAGUUUCUCAUGGUAAUAAUAGUGGUUGCCAAGAAGGUUAACAGCCAGUGCUGAAUUAGCUGUAGUCGGGGUAGUAGAAAUUGCGUGUGGUUGAUGGUAUGGUACUACCCAGUCUUAAUUUAUUAGCCUUGCCUACGCAUUAUGUUCUCCUUCCAAGUUACCAGCCAAAGGGACUGGCCUUAGUUGUAGUUAAGAGUGUGUGCAUUAAAAGGUUUCAAAUCACUGCCACAAGAAGUGAGUGUUUUUAUCUUGUGAUAAUCUUGACUGCCACAAAAUCUACCACUUUGCAGUCUCACUUAGAGCUUACCUGAUCUAAACUCUUUCCACAUGCAUUGUUCUGGAUGUUCUGUGAUCAGCAGUUGUUUUGUACAGAUACAUAUAUUUUUAUUGAAUUAUUUGGUUAUGUUGAAUAACUAUUAUAAGCAACCGAGGUCCUCAACUCGGCAUGUCCGUCCAUCCCAGUGCAUCUGGAAGGAAUGACAGGGAUGCAAGGACAAAUUUCCAUAAUUUUCAUCCUAUUAUUUUAGUAAGGUUGUCUCUUUUCCCACCCUUACAGUAUUUUACAAAUUGAUCCAUAUUUGUGGUCCAGAAUCACUAAUCCCACAUUUUGGGAUUUUAUGAAUGAAUGUGCAACUCUAAAAAUGUUGGGCAGUAUGAUAUUUUUAUAGUUAUUUUACUUCUAUAGUUGCUGUUUGUUAAUUUUUUAUUGUUGAUCCUUUUUUUUUGUUAUCAGUUCUAAAGUAACAUUUUAGUUUGAGAAUUGCUGUGCAUUUUAAAAUGUAUUUGUUUCCAAUUAAAGCUCAUGUCAGGUGAAAAUGGUGAGCAGUAGGACUUCAGACAAUAUUUUUGGAAAUUCUGGAGGAACAUAAGGUAUGGCAAACUAAGUGCUCAACAAAUUGUACCUGAAAUGGGCGUGCCUAAGGAAAUAAGUUCCACUAAAAUUUUUUUUUUUUUUUUUUUUUGUCAAAUGCUGUUGACCGCAAGUCCUUACGAUGCCCUCGCAUUGUGGAAGGCUGAACAAAUGUGAGCUCUGAGCUGAGAACUCUUAAAUAAUAUCCAUACCAGAAGGCUGUGCACCAAGGGCUGAAUACUUAAACUUCACUUGAGAAUUAGCAAGCAAAGUAAAUUAAGUUAGUAUUGAUUGUAUAGCACGUGUAGAAAUGACCGAACAGACUACACAGUACAAGGCAGCUUGCUAUUUAUCAAGUGUUGGAUAAGGGUUUAGUUCACAACUUCCUCUCCACUCCUCCCUAUUGAUUCACCCAAACCUCUUUAUAUCAUGUAUAGUUUUUCAUGUGACACAUUCUAGUUUGUCCUCAGUAUUACACAUGGAACAUAUUCAUGCUUUUAUAACGAAUUCAUCUGUCCUUUGUAAGAAAAGAAUAUAUUAAAAAAAAAAAAAAAAGGUCAGUCACACAAAACAUUCAGCCAUGCAGUAGUAAAUAGUUUAUGAACUGUAUGUUGCUGUAAUAAAGGCUUUUUUUUUUUUUUUUUUUCAUUAGCAGUUUUGUAAAUCCAGCACUGUAUUGCCUACAGUUAAGGUUUAUUUAUGUUAUUUAAAGUGUAUGGAGUUCUAUCUGUAUGUAUUGUAUAAAACACCUAAAGUCUAUUCUUUCUCAUUGUGUAAGUAAAGUGUUGUCCUGCUCACUUACUAGACAAGCUCGUAUACAUUUGUACAAUUUUGGGAGUAGGGAUUUUUGGCAAAACAGUGGAUGUAGUUAAUGAGGUGUGGGUGGAGUGGAAAUUAAUAUUUUAAGCAAUUAAUAGGUAGGAGCAGCAUAAUACAUCUACAAACACGUGUUGUGCAUUAUGCUCCUUAGCAUCGUAAACCAUAUCAUUCAUUUCUCUAUUAAUUCUCAUAUGUCACAAUUAAAUAAAUUAUUAGUGAUGCAAGCUAAUUGGAUGAAAAAAAAAAAAAAAAAAAAAGAGCUUCUCCGCUCACACCUGUUUCAGGGAUCUGUGUUGACCUUGUGUCCAAUACUGUACAGAGUAAG